ACAUAUUUUUUUAAAUAUGUACUUUAAUCUAGUGAUAAAAUUGGCUUUAUCAAGUACAAACUAACCCCUGAUGUGAACUCUGUAAAAAAAUUAUAAUAUUGUCAAUAAAUGUGUUUUGUUCAAGAUUAAGUACAUACUAUAAUAUAUUGCACUUUAUUCUUGAAAUAAAAUUGUUGGCUAUUUUAGUUUGUGUCUUUCUGUAAUUGCAUACUCAGUAAAUAACACAUUGUAGUAGUGACCCUUUUGAUACAGUGUCUGAAUUAAAUUAACAACAUUGAAUUUGCAGUGUUUGAUUACCUACUCAUUUAGCAGGACAGAAAAUAUCUUUUGGGUGUCUUUGCCGGACUUUGUCUGUUUCUUAAUCACCGGUCUCAUACUAACAUGAAUGAUAAUGUUCUCAACUGCCUGUAUUCAGACUGCUGAAAUUAAUAACCAUUAGAAACGUUAGGCGCAAAACACUCGUUUUCUUUGGCAUGCGGUUUGGCUUCUGUACAGUUCAGCAGAUGGCUGAAGGUGCACAAAACAGCAUAGCAUAUGCGCCUGAAUCAAAUCCAUCUACACAUCAUCCAGAAACCACUGUUGAUGAGUAUGAGCGAGCCUUUACUUCACCACCCCCAACAAGAGAAGUAAUGUCCAUUCUGCAACAACGCAGACAGAAAUGCGAGCUUAGACGACUGCUAAAACACACUUAUCCUGAGUUGAAAAAUGUAGACAGUUUGGUUGAGAGGGAGAUGGCUGAUAUUCUCAACAUCGACCCAGUCACAGACACUGGAUACCAGAGUGAGGUCCAAACUCGGUGCUGGAUGUUUGAGAACCAUGAUAUCAAUUCAGUGGAUUUCCACGACCAAAAACCACAGAUGAAAAAGGAGUUUCAAGAGGGAGAAAUCAAGAGAACCGUUUGUAUGUUUGAACAACCUACAGCCAACCUCCUCAACGAAGAGAACAAACCCCAACUCAACGAAUCCGAGGAAGGGACAUCAGAGCAGAGCAUCAGAGUGGAUGUGAAAGCCACACGCAGAAUGUUCGAAGCUCAAUCGAUGGAUAUUCUGAGAGACAGUCAAAGCCCCUGUCCAAGGAAAAAUAUUGUUUCUGAGGAGGAAGGUGGUUCGGUCUGGAAACCAAAGAACAAUUCUGAAACUGAUGGAAAACAAACAUCAAACAUUCACCAUAACAGUGAAACUACUGAUUUCAUAAACACAAACGAGGUCUUUGUAGGUAUAUCUAGAGCAAAACAGGUCUUUGAAACAAUAUUACUUGACAAGGAGAACAUCUCACCCACAAAUGAUAGCUGUAGCCAAGAGGAAGAACUGCUGAAGGCAAAUGUAAAAAAUAGAGCUCAGAUGUUUGAAUCAACUCCACUUGAUAAGAUCAAUCAGCAAACCAAGGAAGAAUCAGAAACCAUCCUUGAGAACAUGCAGGAAACUCUAGUUUCUUUAUGCAACUUCAGUAUCAUGCAUUCUGGUGGAACUAUCCUUGAAGCUAAUGAAACUGGCCAUAUCAAGAAAGCAAGAUAUCACUUCAUACAAGAAGAUACAAAACCAGAAAUUGAUGAGGAGGAGAUAGUGACUGGAAACAUAAAGAGCAUCAUGCUUCAGAUGCUACCAGGAACAAGCCUGAACCCAACUGUGACCUUCCUAAAAGAGGACAGUCAGGGCAAUGUGGAGAUUCAGAAAGUAGAUGUUCCCACUCACCAACUUCCGUUCACUCAAGAUAAAGAGUGCAGGACUGCCAAUGUGGUGCAGAUUACUGAAGAUCUACUCAGUCAAGAGAAAUCCAUGAGGAAAGGCGUCUUAAUACAAGAUGGUACCACAGGAAUGAGAGAGAUAACAGUUUAUGUACUUUUUAUCCACAGUGAAGUAAAGGAGUUGGGUAAAAUUGAGUGUAAAUCCAUUCCCCCAAGUCUAAAGAUUGAACCAGAGUCUGAAACGGGUGAUCUCAAGACAUAUAUUAGUUCAUCUGAAAGUUCUUCAGCAGUAUAUACAAACAAAACUAGCAAUGUGCAGCUAUGCCAGAGCUGCAUUGAGAAAGAAGACCUUGAUCAUCUAAAAAGGCUUCAGGAAACAUCAUCAGAUGUAGAUAUAGGUGCGUCAGAAAAAACAAGUGAGAUUAUACCAGGUAAUGCUACCCAUUUCAAAGCCAUUUUUACUAACAAUAUAGACAAUUUAAGCUUCAAAACACAAUCAGAAGAAAACAAGUCAAAAGUGUCACCAAUAGAAAGUGUUAUAAAUAAUGAAAAUAAUACAGAAAAAUCAAACGAGGCUGAAAUUUGCACCAACAGUGUGGGCACUCCAAGAAUUCUCCAAGAUCAAGAUAUCAUGGAUGAUGGAGUAGUUCAAGCAGAACUUGUUGAUGUUGUGGAAGAUGAGUUAGUGAAUCUGCAAACAGCAAUUAUGAAUCUUCAUCAAGCCACAAUGGAGGCGAAAGCUCUUCAGCAGAGUGUACAAGCACUUGCUUCCCAGACCAACCAGACCCAACAAAUCUGUGACCUCGGUUCAGUAAACCAUGAGUUUACGCAUGUGAAAAACAAUAAUAAUGUAAGUGUGAAAGAAGAGCUCUCACAGUUCUACGAAACUCAAACGGAAGAAGAGAGUAAGGAGGACGCUACGAGGGGCAGCAUACAGGCAGCUCUUGAUUCCUUGGGAAAGUCCAACUUUAAUGUCUCAAAGGGGGAUUAUAGAGCUGCAAUGAUUUAUAGAAACUCUGCUAAAGGAUUUACAGGACAUAAACAGACAGAUGUAGAGGAGUCAAGUAAAAGGACUAAAGAAAAUAAGCCAUCAACAUAUUCUCCAGCACCACUAGCUGAACAAGAGACUUUAAAAUCACUUGGUGAGAAAACUGCCACAACCCAGUUUGAAAACAAACAAGUGACUUGUUCUCCCCUUCAUGUCUCCAUAGAAACACGUGUUAAAAAUCGGAAAACUCCUAUUGGACCCAAGCCAGCUAUCCCACCUAAACCAGAUCAUUUAAAAAUAAAGCCAAACCCUCUUGGUACUGAAACUGAUGCAUACCGUCUCAACAAAUGCCAAGUCCCUACUGCUACUUUAAAAUCACUAACUGAGCAGAUUAAAGAACCUUCAAAUCCCAAACUAAGCCCAGACCCAGCGGCUCAUGAAGAUGUACUGCGUACUGAUGCCAAUGAACCUGAACCUAGUGAUACAUCAAUGACCAACGCUGAGAGUCCGGAAAACAAAGAGCUAAAUGACAUACAAGUUGUUGAAGAACCUCCAAAGAGCUCCCCAGAAAGCAUUGUCAGUGAAUCUUCCACAGGAUUUCAUGGCACUCUUCAAAACUUCGGGCUAAAGCAGAGUGGUUCAGAGCCUCCCGUGAAACCUAAAAGAAUCAAAAUGGCUAAAGAAAAUGUGAAAAACACUAUAGACAACCCCAAUAACAACUCCACCAUUUUGGAAACCGAAACGGCACUGGAAAUCAGUCCUUCUCCUCACAACAAUGACUGCUUGGAUAAGACCUGUAAGGUAGAUAGCAACAACCAUGAAGAAAAACAAAAUAAAAGUGAUGAUCAACAAGUCAGUGGAGUGGUUAGACGGAAAAAGAAAAGCAGAGGAGAGACUGAGGAUGAGCGAAGGCAGAGACUCUCAGUGCACAUGGAUGAAAUCAUGAAAGGAAACGUGCCGGCUGUCAUGGAGAUCUUCGACAAGCUGAAAAAACAAGAGGAACUGAAAAACAUACUCUCCAAAGUAGAGGAGAUCGAAGAAGACACCAACAAAGUAGACGUGAGCUCGCUUAGAAACAUUUUCGAGAGCGUACCGGAUUGGGUUGUGCCUCGGGCGAAAAAGAUCAAACCGAAAAUAGUCAAGUCGGAACAUUUAGGAGCGCCAAGUGAACCUGAGGUGAUGACAUCCAUGGAGGUUGCUUUUGGGGACCUCGAGAAAGCAGGUGCUGACAUCAUCCGUUUAAAAGACCAAACGCUUGCGAGACUCAUGGAUAUAGAGGAGGCCAUUAAAAAGGCCCUUUACUCAGUCUCGACUCUGAAAUCUGACUCUGACAUUGUAGGACUCUCUGGUCUCCUCAGGGAGUCAAUGGUGGCUGUACAAGGCUCACCUCCACCAGGUAAUAUCAGGAAAAUCAGUAUUGGGUCGAGCAAAUCUCCAAAAGCUCAAAACAAGAUGGGAAGGAGUGUUUCUGGACAGUCAACGGCACAGCAAAAGCCAGAGCUUUUUAUUCCCACAACCAAACAGAGAUCAACCUCACCAGCGUCUCCUUCGUUUAUUUCCAUUCAGUCAGCAGCGAGGAAGCCUACGGAGUCGCCAUCGUCUCAGAUCAGUCCCCUGAAAGCAGAACCGAAAGAAGAGGCCAAGCCCCAGUGCUGCUGUAGUGUGCCUUCAGACCGCAGGCAAUGUUCUGUCCCAAAGGGGGAUUCCUCCAGCCCCCCAAAUCCACAACGGCAGGUCAGUGUGCUGGAAGUGCAAACGAUGCCUGAGGUAGAGAAGGUAAUCGGAACAGAAACCAUCAAAGAGAACUACGAGAGGACGGACUGCUUCGGCAACAAGUUCUACUCCUCGAAAACCUCCACGGUUGUGACAACCCAACCGGAAACAAAGACAACUUCUAGAAAGCUUAUUACGAGCAGUCCAGCCACAUCUGAAAUGGUCACAUACCCAAGAAUCAACACACCUUUUAUUAGAGAGGACCAUCCCCCACUGUAAAUGUGGCAAAUUUAUUUCAGUUUUGGUUGUUACAUAAAUGAAAGAUCUAAUAAUGUAACAGCAAAUGCAUUUAAAUGUACUGUUUUGCUUGGUUACUGUAUCUUUCGUGGUUAUGUCAGUAUUGACCAUUGUUAUUAUUUCAGUUUUGUGUGAAUUAAUAUUUUUUUUAACUAAUAUUUCCUUAGUAUGUUGCAGUCAUGCAUGUUCUGAUAUUUCUGUAAAUACAAUAUCAUUUGAAUUUCUGCCAUAUUUCUCAAUAAAAGUAAUAG
Pimephales promelas (fathead minnow) is the source of this 4933-nucleotide messenger RNA. RefSeq names its product xin actin-binding repeat-containing protein 1. Gene Ontology annotation, biological process: actin cytoskeleton organization; actin filament organization. The record is from RefSeq and is a predicted model, not a curated record. Gene Ontology annotation, cellular component: stress fiber; focal adhesion. Lineage: Eukaryota; Metazoa; Chordata; Actinopteri; Cypriniformes; Leuciscidae. Gene Ontology annotation, molecular function: actin filament binding.